Messenger RNA from Oryzias melastigma (Indian medaka), 5142 nucleotides. It is a transcript of the gene dusp7, whose product is annotated as dual specificity phosphatase 7. Gene Ontology annotation, cellular component: cytosol; cytoplasm. Gene Ontology annotation, biological process: protein dephosphorylation; negative regulation of MAPK cascade. Lineage: Eukaryota; Metazoa; Chordata; Actinopteri; Beloniformes; Adrianichthyidae. The transcript has 3 exons. Bases 466 to 1620 code for a protein of 384 amino acids. The record is from RefSeq and is a predicted model, not a curated record. Gene Ontology annotation, molecular function: protein tyrosine/threonine phosphatase activity; MAP kinase tyrosine/serine/threonine phosphatase activity.
CUUCCAGUGGAAAUGACAAACCAGAGGCGCUCCUCGGGCCAGCACGGCGGAUAAUGACAGCAAUCAUGGGCUCAUCCAAAACUCGUAUCCGGCGGCACUAACUCACUAACUAACGAGGGACCCUGCGUCGGGGGGAGGACUUGGAGGCCCCGCGGACGCGUAAAAGUCGCCAGGUGAAGCUCGAUGGACUGGAUUGAAGCCUCCUCUGCUGUCGGACGGAUCCAGAGCGCGAAAGAAACCUCUGCAUGUUCAAGUUUCCUCCUCCGAGCGGAGGGCCAUCGGUGUGUGCGUGUUGCGUGCGCGCCCGUGGAGGCGUGUGUUGCGCUGCGCCCGCAGGAGCAGCAGCAGGACGCAGGAGCGGCGGCGGGGAGCGAAGUUUAGCGCCGUGAUUUUGGGGUCGUUUCCUCCUCUUCUUUGUGUUGCCCUCAUGUCACGGCGGGGAGCGGGCGGAUUAACGUUUCCCCGAUGAAAAUUAAUCAACUGUGCGGCAGCUCCGUGAUCGUGACUAUCAUGAUGAUGUCGAGUAAGAGCGUGGAGUGGCUCCAGGACGAGCUGGAGUCCGGGGCCAGCUCGCUGCUGCUGCUGGACUGCAGAGCGCACGAGCUGUACGAGUCCUCGCACAUCGAGUCGGCCAUCAACCUCGCCAUCCCGGGCCUCAUGCUCCGGAGGCUGAAGAAGGGCAACCUCCCCAUCCGCUCCAUCAUCCCCAACAACGAGGACAAGGAGAAAUUCGUCAAGAGGUGCAAGACGGACGUGGUGGUUCUGUACGACGAGGCGACGUCGGAGCGGCAGGAGUCCGGGUUGGGGAGCUCCGUGAUGGGGCUACUUCUGCAGAAGCUGCGGGACGAUGGGUGCAAGGCUUUUUACCUGGAGGGAGGCUUCAGCAAGUUCCAGUCCGAGUACCCUGAACACUGCGAGACCAAUCUGGACUGCUCCUGCCCCAGCAGCUCUCCCCCGGCCUCCGUCCUCGGUCUGGGUGGGCUCCGCAUCAGCUCCGACUGCUCAGAUGGUGAGUCGGACCGCGAGCCGGGCAGCGCCACGGAAUCCGAGGGAAGCCCCCUACCCAGCAACCAGCCGGCGUUCCCCGUCCAGAUCUUGCCGUACCUUUAUCUGGGCUGUGCCAAAGACUCUGCAAACCUGGACGUGCUCAGCAAGUACAACAUCAAGUACAUUCUUAACGUGACGCCCAACCUGCCCAACAUGUUCGAGCACGAGGGGGAUUUCAAGUACAAACAGAUCCCCAUCUCCGAUCACUGGAGCCAAAACCUGUCACAGUUUUUCCCAGAGGCCAUUUCCUUUAUUGACGAGGCGCGCUCCAAAAAGUGUGGCAUCCUGGUCCACUGUCUGGCAGGAAUCAGCCGCUCGGUCACCGUCACAGUGGCCUACCUGAUGCAGAAGCUCAACCUGUCGCUCAAUGACGCUUACGACUUCGUCAAGAGGAAAAAGUCGAACAUUUCUCCCAACUUCAACUUCAUGGGCCAGCUCCUGGACUUUGAGCGGACGCUGGGCCUCAACAGCCCCUGCGACAACCAUUCCGCCUCGCCCCCACACGACCAGCUCUUCUUCACCACCCCGACCAAUCACAACGUUUUUCAACUCGACACACUGGAAUCCACAUGAGAGUAGGACGUUGACGGUGAGCCCCGCCCCCCUGUGAAGAAGGGCGGAGUGGUUUCCAUCGUUAACAGAGAGGACGGCAUCCAGUUUAAUGGAUGCUUUAUCCUGGCGAGGUUCUUAUCUGGGGGCCUGGCCACAGAGCGGCAUCAGAGCGGCAGGUGGAGGAGUCAUGGCUGCCGGCUGGAGGAGGUCAAAGGGGAGCCUCUUUUAACCCAGAGAUGUGAACAUUUGGUGUUGUUUUCUGCGCUGAUUAAAUCCACGGACAAACCCCCAAAUCAGAGGAGAAACGCAGGGGGGGAGGGAGGCUUUUUUUUUUACUCUACUGAGAAACUGGCACGACAGACAGCUUCAUACAAAGAUAAAAAUCACAGAAAAACCUACAAUACUCAAUUUAGGAGAAGAAUCCUCUCUGAUGUUCUGUCUGGAGUCAAUCUGGGAUUUACUGACAGAAAAAUGUCCCUCUACUGGUCGUAGAGUUUUAAAAACCAAGGAAUUCACACAGACACCCGUGAAAAAGUAUGUACGUUUUUACUGUAUGUAUGUUUAUGUACGUAGCAGAAAAAGUCCAUAACAAAUUCAGUAUGUCUAUAUGCAUUUUUUUGGAUAUUUUUAUGUACGUUUACGCACAGAUCUAUUACCUUAUAUGAAUACAAACGCAUAGAAGUUUUUAUCUUUUUUUCCGAAAACAAAAGUAAUUCAAUCUAAAAUGGCUUAAAAGAUUGUAAAACCGAAGAAAAGGGAGAGGGUGUCCGUUUUUCUUUUUCCUUUUGUUUGGCUUUUUAAAUGACCUAAUGCAGUUUGCACAGUGGUGUAGCCAUUGACUUGCUGGCACUUGAGUCCAGUGCUGGAAGCAGGCAGAUAAAGAGACAUUCAGAGAGAGUGGAGUGGACAGAGGAGAGGCCAGUCCCAGGCUCUGACGAGUCCUGACAGCUGUGCGGGGAGGUGGGUCGGGAGCCGGAACUGGAGUUUCAGAGUGGGUGAAAACAGGACCCUGAAGUUAUGAAGCAGCUCAGUUUGGGGGUGGGUGGGUGAGAACAUGACUCUUCGUAUGCAGCUCCAAGUUCCUCUUUUUUUUCAUUCUAAGAAGAAAUACCAGUGUUUCCACCAGCUGUUCUUAAUAUUUGCUUCAUUUUGGGCAUUUCACCACAACAGCUGUCGCUCUGCGAUGUUUGGCCAAAACGGAUCUCUGGCAGCUUGGACUUUUGUUCUGUGAAAAGAUCUCAGAGAGGAUGGAAAAAUAGGAAAGUUUGGUUCAUUUUUUUUUUUUUUUACAUUUUUUUGGGGCACCUUAUUAUGAAAAGACUUGGCCAAAGUAGUACCUCAGGCUCUCAAACACAUACAUUUGCCAAAAACUACACCAGGACAAGAGACUGUUGUUUGAAUCUGGAAUCUGAUGUCAUGGACUGGGAUUGGCCUCAGUUACGGGCUGGACUUCCUAUCUUCAAUAGUUCCAUGUCCCCACAUCGCAUUAAACGAAGGUUUUGCUUAGUAAGGGUUGCUCUCUUCUUUAAGGAAAAAGGUUCACUCGUAAGCCUUGGAUAUAUUAUAUAAAAGAUUUAUUAUUAAAAAAAAAUGUGAGUACAUGAUUUAUAUAUAAUAAAGUAAAUAUUUAAUGAAUAUAUAUUAUUUUGUAUACCCGAGCAUGCUGUGGUGCUGUAUGCUCUUCUAACAGUAGACAUAACAACGGGGUUGAGUGUUGCUUUAAGCCAAACAAUGAGGCCUGUUUUUUUAAAUGCUGUUGCUGCUGAUGGCAGUGGCAGACAGCAUGUGAUGGAGGUGUUUUCUGAGACCACGUCCACAUCGCAGCAUGAAAAGAGAAGUUGAAAAGCAAGAAAAAAAAAGACGUUUUUACAAAGAAAAAGCCAUAAAUGUCUGCACUUAUGCAGACGACUACAGACACUUCAGGUGUUGUUUGAAUUUACAGUGAUGUAAAUCUAUCAGUUUGUUGAUAGGACGAUUUUAGAUACCCCUCUUUCCAAUAUAUACGUAUGUAUUAAUAAAAAGUCAAUCUAUACACUCCAAGAUUCAUGCACUGAAAUCUCACACUUUUUGGUUCAUUUAUAGACGAUAGAGUCAAAACUUGAAUUUAGCAGUGACAAUUUGUAAUCAUAAAACCAGCAAAAGAAACAAACAUAGACGUGCAACAGAAAUAAAGCUAAGUGCCAAAAAAAGAAAGACAAAUCUAUUAAAAGUAAAUAUCUCUGCGGUACCACUGAAGCUCAAUAUCAGGUGUGACAGAAGCAGCACAAAAAGGCUGAGGCAGCAGUUUCUACAAUAAAAAACACAAAGUUUCCAUCAGGCUGAAAGGUGCACUCAAGAUGAACAUUUCUUUAGAAUUUCAUUGAUCUUUUCAUUAAAACUCAUUGAAAAUGAGCUGGACUUCUGCAGGAGCUGGUAAAACAGAUAAAAAACAAACAAAACACACACACAAAACACACACACGACCAGGGGUCGUAACAUAUUCCUUCAAGGUUUUUCAAAAACAAAGCAACAUUUUAAUACAGAGCUAAUCCCCAGUGCAGGUUUCUGCUGUGAUGGAUCUAAAGCUGAUGUGGACAAGGUCUAAACAGAAACAACAGCAUGAGUUUUCUGGUGGGAAGAGGUGGCACCUCCCUGUUGGUUUAAGCUGGCCUUAUACAGUCUUUCUAACUUGUUUCUAAUGUUGACUGUUCAAUACUCUUUGUAUCUUCAGAAAAAAUGAGGUGUUGGAAAAAAGAACACAGUAAUAAUAGAUUGCAAACUGUCUUCUUACCGUAACGGGUCACACGAGGUCCUCUUUGUUACUCUGCAAUAUACUAGAACACCUUUUUUGCAGUAUUUUGUACAUCCAAGACCUCUGGCUUUUUAAACUUGUUUUGUAUGAUGUCAUCUCUGUACAAGAUCUGGCUUAAUCCUUUGAAACAUUUCACUUUGGGUGUCAAAAAAACAUGGUAGAACCCCCCCAAAAAACACACGUUUUUGUCACAAUUAUGCCACCUAGCUUAAAUAGUAAUAAGAUAUUUUUCCAUCAUGUUUUGAUAAAAUGUGCUCUAUGCUAUUCCUGUGGCCUUUCAAAAGUAAUAUACUGUAAAUCUCAGUAUAUAUGUGUUAUAAAUUAUAUGCAAAGUUUGUCUCCUAUUACAAUGUCACAAAUGGUAAAUAUACAGCCGUGCUUUAAUGGACUCUUCUCGUCUGGAAUCGUAUUCCACUGAAUCUGAAAUGAAAACACUGAGGACUUGGUCGCUCACCGAUAAACGUACCUGUAUUUCAGGAUGAAGCUUUUCUACCAGAAACAAUACAGUUGAUUUGAAGCAGCUUUCUUGUAUUUUUGUGUCUCCGUAACAUUGAAAGAAGAAACAACUUUUUAUGUCAUUUUUAUUUUUCUUUUUUCCAGAUCCCAAGAGCAGACGUGUCUGCAUCCUUAAAUGUGUAGCUACAAUACAUCUCGCUAAGAAUGUGCUAGUGAGGGAGCGGUGUGUUUGAGAGGCAGAAGGCAGAGGUCAUGACCUAAAAGAAGAAGUGAAUGAUUAAAAAUGUUUUACCUCA